AGGGGCUAGUGUUUGUUUACAUCGUGUUUCAAAUGGCUUGUUCCUCUCAUUCUCAUCCAUAAAAAUAUGUACAUUACAAGUUCAUAUAAUGUUAUAGGACUAAUUCUUGAAUAGUGGUAGUAGUGUUGUUCACGUAUUCCAUCAAUUAUCGAUUGUAGUGUUGGAGAAUUUCAGCGUGCUUUAUUAUUGCUUCAAAGAUUAUUUCAAAUGAACCGAUAUCAAUAAAUCUAUUUUUAGCUGUGGUGUCGUUUCUCGACUCACUAAGAGAUCAGUGAAUGUUGCAUUUUCUGUAUUGGAAAGAUAGUUUUAAAACUCAUUUCACCAUCUAAUUAAUAAUAGUCUUGAUGAUAUGAACUUUGGAGUGGAGUUCAGCAAUGUGGACAACUUCUACCCAACUUCCACCUCACGCAAUGAGAGCCUGCUUAUUUAAAAUUAUUAAUUCAAUCUUUAACUUUGAAUAAAAAAUCCGGAAUUCAAAAUUCAAAGCAUUGGUGUUGUUUAGUUAGUGGAUACAAGCAUUGUGUAAUUAGUGGAUAGAAGCAUUGGUAUAGUCAGUCACAGUCAGUGGAUACAAGCAUUUGUGUAGUUAUUGGAUGCAAGUAUUGGUAUAGAUCUAGUGGUUAGUGGAUGCAAACAUUGGUAUAGUAGUUAGUGGAUGCAAACAUUGGUGUAUUAAGUGGAUACAAGUCUUUUACUCUGCUGAAAAUAAAUGGUUUCAGGGAUAAAAGAUCUAUUGUUUAACCCAACAAAUAAUUUUAAACAAUAUUUUAUCUUGAAUUUAAUUAAUAUUAAUUAUUAAUACUGCUUUGAAGUGGCUAAAGUUGCCAUGUUUGGUUACAUGCUUUAUUAAUUUUUGAAAAUUUCUAACACUUUUCAGCACAGAGAUGGAACAAGGCAUGCUUAUGCUUAUAAUAUUCCUGUCUUUUGCAGGAGCCUAUGGGGAGUAAGUAUUAUCAAUUGGAAUAAAGCCCCCCACAUGACAAGAAAUAUAUCUGAUUGAUCAAAUAAAUAAAACAAAUUACCCAUAAUAAGAUAACCUGCUCAAUGAGCUAAAGAGAGACCCAUCCAUUUUUAUAUGGCCACAAUUUUGUAUUUUAGAGAGUAAUCAUUUUAAUUGAGAUGUGUUAUUUUUAAAAGAUAAAUAAAUAAAUAUCAAUGUGGCCACUUCAUUAAAAACAUAUUGAUAUUGGUACACCUUCAGUAUAUUCACAUAAUUAUGUAAGCUCUGAGCACUAGGAGCUCAUAUAUAUUUAAAAAAUAAAAUUGCCAUUUCAGAGUUGUGAAGAAGGGCAAAAACAAUUCUUUUUAUGGCCUUAAUAAAAUAUUUAAAGAAGUAUAAAUACAACUAUUAAUACUACUUUAAAACAUUCAUGGUGAAGGGGGAGACGAGACCCUCACAGUGUUGUAUAGUCGGUUUUUUAAGCAAAUCGAACCUCAAAUAAAAUAAAAUUAAAAAAAAAAAAUUGGUUUAGUCUUUAAUUUAAUUUUUUAAAAAAGCAACAAAAUAAAAAGCAAUUUGCAAAGAGAAUCAAGGAUAGUUUAUAUUAAAAAAUAUGCUUUUUUUUAAAAGACAUGUCAAUUUGAUUAAAAGAACACAAAUAAUAUUCCAUUUCCUUAAUAUAAUUUUUGAGGAACUGAUCACUAUUCAUUCAUCUGCCAUAAGCUACUUAAAAAAAUUAUACUCAAUUUUUUUCCUAUUAUAAUUGAUGUAUAAUGUAAAUGAAAAAUAAUUGUUUACCCAGAACCGGAACUUAUUUCAUCACUGCCCCACAAACAAUUUACCGUGGGGGCAUCUUUGACAUAAGCAUUGACAUUCUUAAGGACAACGUGAGUGUGCCAGUAGAGGCUUCUCUACAGGAUUCGGUUUACAAUUCAGUGCAUAAUCGUUAUGAUGUUGUCACAUUAAAAACAAUGAAGGGCAAUUUUAUAAAAGGUAAAGUCAUUGAAUAAUUACAAUUUUAAUGGUUGUCAGUUUUUUGGGACAACUAAAUGUUGAGCUUGUGCAUGAACAAAAAUAUGAAUGUAUCAUAACACAAACAAUCUGGUAUUUAGGCUUUAUAUACAAGGACAUUCCAAAAAGUAAAAUGGAGGUAUCAUGUGCACCCUCAUCCAUUUAAAUUCUGGUAACCAUACAUGAAAUGCAUUUUAAUGUCAGAAAGUUUCUGUUGUCCAAUUAGUUUUUUAAUUCCAUAACAAGAUCAAUGUAAUUUAUCAAGUGUAACAAUUUUGAGGUUUGUUAAAUUGUUUCUAUCCUUUUUGUUUUUCAUGAAGGUGUGACUGGAACUCUUUCAUUUGCGGUAAGUUUCAAAUAAAUAUUUCCAUAAGGGGUCCUAAAGACUUAUGUAAAAAUGAAUACACAAAUUUGUUAAACUGUAUCAUCUAGGUUUAUGAAAAAAUUAAUAUAUUAUCUACAACAAGUAUGUAAUUUAAGAAUACUGAAGACCAUCUUCUAUGAAAAAACAACAAUUUAUUAAUAAGCAGCCUAUUGUAAAUUUUAUUUUUAUUGGUCCAAAUUAUAAUUAAAUAGCAAUAUUAUUAUAUACAGCGAGAAAUAUUUCACGAUUUUUUAUUUUCUUCUUUGAUAUAAAAAUGUUGCUUUACUCUUCAUUUUUAAAUGGACAUGAUAUAAUUUUAAAAGCACAAUAUUUUGUUCCUGAAUUGUAUGGCUAAGAAUUUAAAAAAAAUGUUUUCACCCCUGGGAACCUAUUAAAUUUUAUUUUUAAAAAUCUAUUUCAAAGAUUGAUGCUAACAUUACUUGCAAUACCUGUAGCCUGAGGCUUAAAGGUCAAGGCCCUUUACAGUUUGAGGCAAGCAC
Messenger RNA from Lymnaea stagnalis (great pond snail), 2815 nucleotides. Lineage: Eukaryota; Metazoa; Mollusca; Gastropoda; Lymnaeidae. The record is from the annotation of a GenBank genome assembly.